GAUUAGGGUUAGUGUCCUUUCAGCAGUCGCAAAGUGUACAUCUGAACUCUACAUGCAGGAUUUUGUUAUUUGAGAUAAAUCCUUCCUAAGAAUAUCGAGUUUAGCAUAUUAAUUCUAAAUUAAUAUUACAUAUAACUUCUCUGUAAUUCUCAAUUACACUGAAACAUCACUAUGUGCGCAGCGAGUACAUCUGCAGCGAAUACAUCUUCAGAAGAAGACCCAGAAAGAGCCUAUAAAAAUUAGUGCAAGUGCAACAUGAUACGUUACUGCAGCAAACAUCAUCAACAAAAAUACGAAGACCAGCAUAUGGAUAUGUGCAAAAGUUUACAACGUAUUAAAUAUAUAUAUAAAGCACGUUUCAACGUUACAUUUCGUUUCAACCAGGAAGAAUGGAUCAAGACAAGAAAAGAAUUAAAAACUUUCGUUAGGUCGAAAUUGACACGUGAUCUAGAGACUUAUGAAAAGCACAUGAUCUUGUUCGCAAGAUCGUGUCUUAUUUGUCAUCAACAGUUUGAUCUUUCCCCUUGCUUGAGGUGCUAUUCCAGCAACUAUUGUUGUGAACACAAAGAAGCUUUUCAGAACCAACAUUAUUUCAAUUGUAAUGGACUUAAGUUAUAUUUCGAUUUAGCUUUGAAACUUCCGCAUGAUUACAAUAAAUGUCGCAAAAAUUUUUUUCUGUUUCCCGAUGAGGAUAAACCCGUUGCUGACAUGAAUACAUUUAUUCUGCAAUAUAUACGAAAAAAAGGGAAUGUAAAUAAAUCAGAUACUUUGGAAGAAUAUAUCUGUUCUGAAUACGUGUCAGGACCGUUAACAUUGUACUAUAAAAUGAAAGAUUUAAAUCUAUUAAAUAUCUUCACUGACAAAGGGUAUAUGUGUGUUGUACAUAUAAUAGCGGCAAGCUCGGUUGACAAAGAAUACCUCUCUGCAUGGGAAAUUCUCCUGCAUCUUUUAGAUGAAAUAAAUCAUUUAAAAAUUGUUAUGAUAGGAUCGGAAUUAAACGACAAAUGUAAUUAUAUCAAUGUUUGUUUUAGAUGCAAAUCCAUAUAUAAAAAGUUCAGUUUCGAAUCUUACCGUAUGUUGUACCACACUUAUGUAAACAGUGAAUAUUAUAUACGGCCAAAUGUGAUAUUAGGAUUUCAAACAGAUUUUAGUGAUGUGAGAAUAUGGUCUGCACCGCUUAUAGAAUUACGGAAUCAAGACUGUCCGUUUCUUGUAACUGCUAAAUCGAAAAUUAAAUCCGAUCAAAACAUAAGUAACAUAGAAAGAGUUCUAGGUGAAUUAUUAAAUUUAAUACAUAAUGACGAAAAUAAAUUCAGCUCGUCUAUGCCAUGUAGGGAUUUUGAGAACGAUUCUGUUUUCUACCGUAAUAAGUAUGUAGCUGUCUUUUUGAACAUAUUUCCUUUGAUGUGGUCAUCUUCCAGUAUACAAAUGUAAUAUCAGGAUGACUAUAACAUUGUAAACGAUAACAAUAACAUUGAAAAUUUUAAAUGUAAUUUAUUAAGCAAUAUAUUUAUUGUUCUGAUAAAUGUGUUGUAGAUUUUUUUAAUAAAGGAUGUAUUUCUUAUAAAGAAACACAUUGAAACUGCA
This is a messenger RNA of Odontomachus brunneus, 1587 nucleotides long. RefSeq lists its product as uncharacterized. The record is from RefSeq and is a predicted model, not a curated record. Bases 256 to 1434 code for a protein of 392 amino acids. Gene Ontology annotation, cellular component: extrinsic component of mitochondrial inner membrane. NCBI's taxonomy places the organism in Eukaryota, Metazoa, Arthropoda, Insecta, Hymenoptera, Formicidae. The transcript is spliced from 2 exons.